AUGGGGAAUCAAAUAUCAGAAUUGGUGAAGAAAGCUGUGAAGAAAUUUAGGGAAACUGCUAAUAAUAUGAAGUUGGAUAAAUCAGUGAUUAACGGCCUCUUCAUAAAGGGAGAUCAAAUAUCGAGAGGAGAAGAAUUGGUGAAGAAAGCUGAGAAGAAACUCAAUGAUUGGGGAAUUUUCGGGUCCAAAUAUCAUGACGCUGCAGAUUUACUCUAUAAAGCUGUUGAUCGCUUCAGAUUCGCCAAAUCAUGGGAUCGAGUUGGAGCAGUAUAUGUAAAAUUAGCAAGUUGUCAUCUGAAGUUGGAUCAGAAACAUGAGGCUGCUCGUUCUUACGAUAUUGCUGCUGAUUACUACAAGAUGACGAAAAAUUUGAAAGAAACAAUAUCAUGUCUAGAGAAAGCAGCACACAUAUUGCUGGACAUUGGAAGGCUAAACGCGACCACAAGACAUUAUCAGGAAAUUACUAAAUUAUAUGAACACGAGAAUAAUUUGGAGCUGGCUAUCGUUUACUAUCAGAAAACAACUGAUCUUUUCCAGAGUAUGGAUUUAACAUCAUCUGCAAAUCAGUGUAGGCAGAAAAUUGCAGAAUACUCAGCCAAAGUAGGAAAAUUUCAAAGAUCAAUCGCGAUGUUUGAGGAGAUAGCAACAUACUCCAUCAGAAACAACUUGUUAAAGUAUGGAGUUAGAGGUCAUCUCCUAAAUGCUGGUAUUUGCCAACUUUUUAGAGGUGAUGUUGUUGCAAUUAACAACGCCUUGGAGCGAUAUCAGAUACUGGAUACAACAUUUUCAGGGACGCGUGAGUGCAAGCUUCUAAUGGGUUUGGCAGCUGCUAUUGACAAGAGAGAUGUUGCAGAAUUUACUAGUUAUCUCAAGGAAUAUGAUAGCACUAUAAAGAGGAAUGAAUGGAGGACACUGGUUCUUCUCAAGGUGAAGGAAGCGUUGAAGGCGAAAGAGCUAGAGUCAAAAGGACAGUUAGGAUGUGGUGGAGCCAGCAUUCAUAAAGGUGGUGUGCAACAUUAA
Messenger RNA from Solanum verrucosum, 1020 nucleotides. RefSeq names its product alpha-soluble NSF attachment protein-like. Bases 1 to 1020 code for a protein of 339 amino acids. Gene Ontology annotation, molecular function: syntaxin binding; soluble NSF attachment protein activity. Gene Ontology annotation, cellular component: SNARE complex; vacuolar membrane. The transcript is spliced from 11 exons. Lineage: Eukaryota; Viridiplantae; Streptophyta; Magnoliopsida; Solanales; Solanaceae. Gene Ontology annotation, biological process: intracellular protein transport; SNARE complex disassembly. The record is from RefSeq and is a predicted model, not a curated record.